AUGACGACAAGCUCUUCACAGCGAAAAAAAGAGCUGCGCGACCAAGUCAAGGAGGCGACGGCACUCGUAGCUGAAAGGGAUGCGACGCUGGCGAACCAGGAGCGGGAGCUGGAGGAGCUGCGGAAAAAGCUCGCCUGCACUGUUUCCCCGUCACCGUCGAUCUCUACCCCACCGGGAAGGGGCACCCCUUCUCAGCGUGUGUCCGUGCAACGUCCCUCUCGGGGAGAUCGCUCCCAACAGGAGCCGAUUCCCGAGGAGGCCGAGGCAGCCACCGGCGAGGAGAAAGGCGCUACCCCCGAGGGGACAGAGGACGGCAGUGACGAGAACGACAAUGACGGCGACCAAGCGGAGUGUGGCGACGAGAGCGACCGGCACGUCAUGCACCAGUUGAUCGAGGGCUUCCGGUCGCAGAACGUGCCCGCGGACGAUCGGCACGCGCUGAUGACCUCCGCUGGGGGCCAGUUUGCUGAAAUGCUCUCACACCACUGGACCGAGCACUCCAAUCCAUCCGAGUGGCUGGUGUCCCUCUUCCGACCUACCGCAACUCCCUCCACCACGACUCCGGCCUCUGCAGCAGAGGUGGCCCAGGACGCAAGGCUUCGCGCGAAAAAACACGAGGCCAAUAAUCUGAGAGGCGCAGCGUCACCCACAUCCGACACCGUAUCUGCUGUCGCGUAUCCUGAACCCCCACAGCUGAAGCAGACCGUGUCUCCGAGCACGGCGGUUAUCAAAGACCUGCAAGCUGAGGUCACCCGGCUCAAGUCGAUGAGGCCGUCGAGCAAGAACAACCUAGCGAGUCAGGGCGCCCCUAAAAAAGCGCGUACCACGGGGAAAGGCACUUCUUCCUCAACAACGAAAGAAGAACCGUGCCCCUACCCGGGGUGCAAGUUCAACCACCCCCUCGAACAGUGCAGUUUGAAGAAGAAACACGCUCAGGACAAGGGAUGGACUUGGACUAAAGCAUGACGGGGCCCUUCACGGGACUCUUCGCUCGUAGGGAGACAGGUUGAUAGCACACAAUUAGCUGAGGAAACUCAUGUAGCACAGGAUGCCCGAGUCGACUCAGCCCCGCAUGUGCAUGACUGUAGCAAAUCGAGGGAAUCAUUUUUUCCUCGGGUAACAGGAGGUGAUGUGAAGUCGGUUCAAGAUUUUAGCAGUAAUUUUGAGACAUCGGUAGCAGCUGCCCGGCACCGUUUCAUAGUCAAUCAAGUAGCAACGCAAGGGAAAAUAGGAAGAACAAACGCACUCGUGCGCCGACUUCUAGGUUAGCCCCGCAAGCUGAAUUGGUACUGACUGGUAGUAUGCCAUUUUAUCAUAACACGGAAAAACGUGCCUCUGUUUCAAGUGCAUCGAGUGGUGGACCCACUUAUGCGGCGUUUCAUGCGUCAGCACUGAGUAAAUAUCGACAACACCUGAAUGCGUUAAAUUCGUCCUGCAAGAGAAUGCGAAUUCCUGCGCGAGUUUGUCAUCACGCUGUGUCUGACCUCACUAUCGACUUAGCAGCUGAUGUACCGUGUAUACCAGCGUCUUUUAUUAAAUCGCAUCCAGUCCUGAAACGUUUACCUCUGAAACCUGUGCCUCCUGGCGCAAUUCAGUUGAAUAGCGCAGACGGAUCAGCAUUAGAAAUCCUAGGAUACAUCCGUUUUAGGCUCACACUGGGAGAUAUCAUACCACCAGUGGAGGCCCUCGUGUUGUCCAACCCAGGUCCGCAUAAGAUGUUGCUCGAUACUAGCAUUAUGAAUGCCUUUGGUGCCGUCCUUGAUUGGUGCGGUGAGCAGCUUUCACUUAAAGAUUCAACAAGAAAAUUUCCGGCAACUCACAGACGUACGAAUAGUCAAGCGGACACUAGUAAUGAUGCCCCCACGCAAAUUUCCAUAGUGACGCUUGACCCAUCGAUAGGAGCGGUGCCCGUAUGUCUCUCUAGGAGGUUCUGCAUCCUCCCCGAAAGUGAAAUGGCAGUAGACGUCGUGACAGAACAUGCACCACAGGCAAGCACGCCUGCGUUGAUAGAACCACGGAUUGUCACUACCGAAGACAUCGAAAUGUCUGAAAAUAUGCCCGAAGCGUUCCGUACAAUCGUAGUCGCUAGAACGGUAUGCAAUUGGUCAGCAAAGGACAAGUCUGCUGCAGUACAAGUUGCUAAUCCAUCCAAACGACACGUUCACAUUGCACGCGACACUUUUUUAGGGUACAUUUCGCCAGUAAAAUCAGUUGCCGAUAAUACAGUCAGCGCUGUCAAUAGCGACCAAGCCAUAUUCAGACACAAGCGGGACGAGUUGCAACGAGCCAUGAAAAAAGUGUUCACGAACACUACAUUUACUCCUCAACAAUGCUCGCAAGUCUUGGAUUUAUGCGCGAAAUACCGUGAUGUGUUUUCAUUAUCUCCGAAGGAGCUCGGAAAAUGCAGGAUAGCCAAGGCAGAUUUUCCGCUAGAACCAGGCACUAAACCAGUCGAUCGUGCUCCCUAUCUUACUAAUCCUAGAGCACAAGAAGUUAUCGACACGUGUGUGGAACAAAUGGAAGACGAGGAGAUUAUUGAACAGAGACCCAGUUCGUGGGGAUCUGCUGUUACCAUCGUAGCAAAAGCUGAUGGCACUCCUCGAUUCUGCGUUGACUACCGCUCUACAUUUAACCAAUGUUUAAUUCGAAAAUCUUGGCUCAUGUCAGAUAAAGAAUCCCAUAAUGAUACCGUUGGAGGUGCAAUAUUUAUUACUGUCUGCGAUAUCCAGUCAGCCUACGACCAAAUUGAAGUAGACGGAGCAGAACAAGAAAAGACCGCUUUUGUGUCACACAAAGGGAAAUGGGUUUCCAAACGCCUUCCCUUCGGAAUUGCGAAUGCUCCUUUUCUAUUUGCCCGUAUCAUGUCUCUGGCAUUCUCUCACUUCGGACCACGCAGUGGACUUUUGGUGUAUAUGGACGACAUUAGUUGCUGCAGCUCAAAUUGGGAGAGCCAUCUAACCUUGUUAGAAAGCAUGCUCCAAGCACUCCAAGCGGCUGGUCUUACCUUGAAACCCUCCAAAGUACAAUUUGGACCACAGGAAGUAAAACACCUGGGGCACAUACUGUCUGCACAAGGGAUUCGCAUUGGGGAAGAUCGUAUAAAAUCUAUUAUCGACUUGCCUGUACCCAAAACAAUCAAAGCACUUCGCUCAGUGUUGAGAAUGGUUUAUCUAUGUGAGGAAAUUUAUACCCGACCUUUCUACGGUGAUCGCACCGCUGGUCGAACUCACACAAAAGAGCAUGUAAAAUCGAUCGCGAAACGUUGGAACGAGGAACAUGACAAGGCUUUUGCAGAUAUCAAACGUUUACUCAGCAAAGCACCUGUGUUAUAUUCCCUGACUUUACUAAAGACUUCGUGGUUCACGUAGAUGCUAGUGAAGUUGGCGCAGGAGCAUCCCUGGGCCAAAAGAACGGCGACGAUGUGAAUAUUAUCGCUUAUUUUUGCCAACGAUUUCANUAUCGACUUGCCUGUACCCAAAACAAUCAAAGCACUUCGCUCAGUGUUGAGAAUGGUUUAUCUAUGUGAGGAAAUUUAUACCCGACCUUUCUACGGUGAUCGCACCGCUGGUCGAACUCACACAAAAGAGCAUGUAAAAUCGAUCGCGAAACGUUGGAACGAGGAACAUGACAAGGCUUUUGCAGAUAUCAAACGUUUACUCAGCAAAGCACCUGUGUUAUAUUCCCUGACUUUACUAAAGACUUCGUGGUUCACGUAGAUGCUAGUGAAGUUGGCGCAGGAGCAUCCCUGGGCCAAAAGAACGGCGACGAUGUGAAUAUUAUCGCUUAUUUUUGCCAACGAUUUCACAAAGCUCAACGUCACUACUCUGCGACGAUGAAGGAAUGUUACGGUGUGGUAUUAACCUUACAACACUGGCGACCCCACUUGUGGGGCAGACACUACGAAGUUGUCACGGAUCACGCGGCAUUGAAAUAUUUGUACACUAUGCAAGACACGUCUAAUAUGCUGACCAGAUGGGCAUGCUUUGCAGUCCUUUGACUUCACCGUGCGACACAAGCCGGGAAAGUUACAUGUAGUCCCAGACACCCUAUCUCGGUUGUUUGCGUUUGAUCACCAACAACAGUUGGAAGCACCGCCAACUUGCACCGAUGUGCAGGAAUGUGCCUCAUGACCCUGCGCUGCAUACAAAUGUUCCACCACGUCCGUAUCAAGUAUCUGCAGAUCGUUUGGAUAACUUGCAACCAGUUCAAGGUGAUCGCGAAUUAUUCGCUGAGAAAUCAGUGUAUAUUGGCGCGACCAAUGUGUUUGAGACAAUUAACCGCGAUGUCUUGCGUGAGAAACAAGCUCUUGAAUAUGGCACCUAUGUCGACUACCUUUCAAAAACUGACGCCCAAUUACCUGAUGACGAGACAAUCACUGCCAUGUCAUACUACCUCGUGCGUGAUGGAUUACUGUUUAAAUCGUAUUUACCAGGCUACCUCCGGAAACGUAGUACGUUUGGUGACCAAUUAGUGUUGCCUCAGGCUCUUACCAGACUAGUACUGCACGCCUAUCACGACCACGUAUCAUCUGGAGGCCACUUGGCGUCUAGACCGACCUAUGAGGAGAUCCGCCAGAAAUACUGGUAGCCAACCAUGAAUCGGGACGUCCGUACUUGGUGUGAAGAAUGCCAAGCCUGUCAACGUCGAAAAACAGUCCAUAAUCGAAACAAAUUACCAACGGGACAUGUACCAGUACAAAGACCGACGAACGUUUUUCGGUUGACCUAGUUGAACAUAAAGUAGAAUCAGUUUCAGCCGCCGGGGUACGGUGCAAAUAUGUCCU
Molecule: messenger RNA, 4783 nt
Organism: Ectocarpus sp. CCAP 1310/34
Lineage: Eukaryota; Phaeophyceae; Ectocarpales; Ectocarpaceae
Source: the annotation of a GenBank genome assembly